Molecule: messenger RNA, 1687 nt
Organism: Chironomus riparius
Lineage: Eukaryota; Metazoa; Arthropoda; Insecta; Diptera; Chironomidae
Source: the annotation of a GenBank genome assembly
CAUGCAUAAUUAAAAAUAUGUCUAUUUUUGGGAAACCAGAACCUUUUUGAAGUUCAUCUGUACUCAAUUUCAAAGGUUUUUUUGGCAAUUGUAUGGAUUGGCGCUUUAAUGUAUUCAAUAUAACUUAAAAGUCUUCAGGAAGAUUUUAAAAACUUAAUGUUCCCAAGACAGACACACUUGAGGGGCCACUUGAAUUAAACAACUUAAUUUUCCCAAUCAUCGAAAUGAUCCUCACAUGAUGUUAGUAUUUGUACCUUCGUCUAUAUCAUGAAGAAAUAAAAAUAGAGCUUUUUCACACAGAAAGAAAAAAAUUCCCACGAAAGACACAAAAAGAAGAAAAAAAAUUUCUUGUGAGUUUUAAAAUUAUCGUUUUGAAAAUUUACUGGAUCAGUUGUUUAAUAUCUUUCGUUUAGUUAAGUUCAGAGCAAAUUUCUAGUUUUACGUUUAACAUUUUACGAACGAAUUUAAUUUAAUUUUUUUGUUUGAAGCAAGAAACCCACAGAAAAGCAGCAAAAUGUUCAAGAGCCAUCUCGCCAUGAUUGGGUUCAACGAAUCCCCAAACAAAAAAGCCAAAUUCUGGCAAUCAUAUAUCAGAUCCUUGAAGGGAUCUGAGGAUAUCCGUGCCCACGAAGGACGUGAAGAUUUCCGCACACCAUUCACAAUCUACGAUGAACCAAGCACUGCAGCUGGCAGAAUUACCGUUCCAGGAUAUCGCUAUUUACCUGUACACAGAGAAACUUACGGAUACUCACCAAGAGCUAUCUACAGCCGUCCAUCCCAACGUCCACAGAGCCUCCACAAAGCUCCAGUGAAUGCUCAACAAGCCUGGGAUGACCAUGCAGAGCGCAUGAAGGAAUUGGAACGCAGAUACCCAUCACGUUACGGUUUAUAUCUCCGAGACAAACAUGCUCCAAUUGUAAUCAAUGAAGAAUAUGAGCCUGAAACCAAACCAAAGCACUAAACUAUUCAUUUGAACAAAAAAAGUGAAGAAAUUUUUUUUUAAAUUAGAUCUUUUCAAAUAAAAAAAUUGAAACAACAAGAACAAAAAAAAAAAGAAAUUAUAUUGUUAACGUGUCUUCUGCAUAAACCAUGAAUUUAAAAAAACAAAAUUACAAAAACAUCGUCGUCCUCUCUCUUUCUCUACUUUCAAAAUUAAUUUGCUGCUUCAAUUGUCAUCUUAUUGAAUGCACCCGAGCCCAACAUCGUAAAGUAUAAAGAACGAAUAUAAAAGUCUCUACGUGUCUCUAAAUAUAAAUAUACAUACAAUAUAUAAUUAAUUUAACAUAAAUGAAAAUUAAUAUUUUUUUUUCUAUUUUUCAUCGUCUUAUGUGAAGAAAAUUUAAUGGCGAGAUAAUCUAUAUUUUUUCAUUAAGUUAAUAAACAAAAAAAAAAAUUAAAAUAUUUUUAUGAUUUUCGAUUUGCCGCUUUGCGUUUCGCUGAAUACAAAAAAAAGUUAAAAAUAAUACACAAAAAAAAAUCAAAAAAAAUGUAACUUAUGAAAUAUUAUUUUUUGUUAAACAUAAACACUUUUAUUGUACACAGAUUUGCAUUAAAAGAAUUAAAUUAAAAAAAUCUAGUAAAAAACCAAAAAAAAAAAAACCAAAAACAAAGGUAGUGUCUCAAUCUCUCUCACCUACACCCUCACGCGAUGCAAAUUUUUUGACUCUGAGCACUCUUUAAGCGAAAA